CAAACCGGAAACGGUUGUCAUAUUUUGGGCAGCAUCACGCCCUUAUCUCAUAGCUGAGCUGGCUGUUUUUAGUGCACUUGCUCUUCCAACCUCUUGACGUCUUUGCCUUAGUGGUACCGGUGACUUAAAGCGAAUAUUUACAGAUAAGUAGUGGAGAGCCCACUCCUACUCACCAUUCAAUUGAAAGCUAACGUCAACAUUUAAAACUUUGCCUCUUCGACGCCAUGGAUCCCACCAGCCAAGAUAUCAACCUGAACUCCCCCAACAAGGGCCUUGUGGUGGAUCAGCCGGAGAGCAUGUCUGAACUGCCUGUAGAGGGGGCUGUGGGGAACUCUGCCAACCCUCUGCCCCCUGGGCUGACGGAGGAGGAGGCGGUGGAUCUGCAGAUUGAGCUCAUCAAGGUGGAGGAGGAGAUCAGCACCCUGAGGCAGGUGCUCUCGGCCAAAGAGAAGCACGCUGCCGAGCUGAAGAGGAAGCUGGGCCUGAACCCGCUCAACGAGCUGAAGCAGAACAUCACCAAGGGCUGGCAGGACGUCCAGGCGUCCAAUGCAUAUCUGUCUGCCUCAGCCACUUUGGAUGACAUUGCCCAUUCGGAAGCGUAUAAGAAGACCCAGGAGACCCUAUCCCAAGCCAGCAUCAAGACCACCGCAGCUUUUUCCACCAUGGGCACAGCUCUCAGCCGAAAACUGGGAGACAUGAGAGCGCUCCCUUUCGCUAAUUCCUUCGGUAGCAACUAUUCCAUUCGCCACUCAAUAAGUAUGCCCGCUAUGAGGAACUCGACCACGUUCAAGUCAUUUGAAGACCGAGUGGAGAACCUCAAGUACAAGGUGGUCGGGCCCAAAGGAAACGGAGAAGCCGGCUCCCCCAACGACUCCAACCCCACUCAGGACAACGCACCCUUCUGAGCACCCCCACACUCGCCCCCCCCCCCCACCCCCCCACACAAACACACACACUUCUCUAGCUGCACCCCUAAACCCUCCUCGCUACCAGAGACUGUGCUGUCAUCACCUCGCAUCACUGGUCCCAAAAAACGACCUCUGACCUCUCAGCAGAUCACCUGAUCUGCCUUUCCACCAAUCAGCGGACCCGAGCUCUGUGAAUGACCAGGUUGGUUGGCGGGAAGGGACAGAGUAGGGAGGGAUGAUCUGAAGUCAUCACACCGUCGGAUCCUCUGCCUCCAUGAGUAAUGUGUAAUAUAUAUAUAUAUAUAUAU
This is a messenger RNA of Gadus morhua (Atlantic cod), 1216 nucleotides long. RefSeq names its product tpd52 like 2b (gene tpd52l2b). The coding region runs from base 225 to 905 and encodes 226 amino acids. Gene Ontology annotation, cellular component: cytoplasm. The transcript is spliced from 9 exons. The record is from RefSeq and is a predicted model, not a curated record. NCBI's taxonomy places the organism in Eukaryota, Metazoa, Chordata, Actinopteri, Gadiformes, Gadidae.